AUGAACUCUGCCCCGCUCAACAUUGUCCAAGCAGCUUCAAAUGUAAAGGCCGACAUAAAUAUUCGUUUCCUGCCCAUCAACAGCAACAGAACUGUUGCUGUCACAAUGAUAGACUCAGAUGGUGUAUAUUUUACUCCGGGUAAAAUCAACAUCACUUUCAAUGACAACGAACAGUGGACAGACGACAUUCUCUUCUCCACUACAGCUGUACACGAAAUAGGCCAUGCCCUCGGACUAAGCCACAGCACCGUCCCAUCAGCCAUCAUGUUCGCCUACUAUGACGGUCUUAUGCACCCAAUCCAUCCCGACGACAAGAUGGGCAUCCACAGCAUCUACGGCUGGAAAACGCCCAAAUGGAAGCUUAUAGACUCUGGCUCAAAAAUCAGCAGCAUAAUCCAAGUCACUUCCAGCUCCAGCACGCCCGCUCCCAACGACGGCCUAUACCAGAUGCGUCCGACAGGCCAGAUCCUCCGCUACAUCAACAACGCCUGGAUAACCAUCGACAACUACAAAGAAACCGCCCAAAUCACAGGCGCAAACGGCCUCCUCUACCAACGCCACUACGACGGCGGAACCUUUCGCUGGACUGGCACACCAUCGAACUGGCAAUCCAUCAGCCCCACCGACACAUCCAUCCUCGACAUCCACGCCGCCUCGGACCAACUCUACGCCCGACGCAAAGACGGCUCCGUAGUCCGCCUCUCGGGCUCCACUUGGCUCACAAUCGACCAAUCCUCACCGGGCUCCCGUCAAAUCGCCGUCUCCGACGACAAAACCCUCUGGAACCUGCUAUCAAACGGUGACCUAGUACGCUCGCGCUGGCCCUACACCUCCGCCGCCAUCCUCGAUCGCAACGCCGCAAACACGGGGAUCGCGGUUGGCGGCAACGAGUUCUUCAAAGUCCAGAGCGAUGGUGCGGUGGUGUGGCUUGAUACCAAGGGCCCUUACUGGAGCGUUAUUGAGCAGAAGGCGAGUGUGGGGAUUCAUGCCGUGGGCGAGUUGUUGUAUAGUCGUCAUGCGGAUGGGACACUUUGGCGGUGGACGGGAAUCCCGGGGGUGUGGGAGGGGAUUGAUGAGAGGGGUGGGGUUGAGGAUGUUACGGGGGAUCGGGCGGGAGGGGUUUGGGGGGUGCUGGGGGGGAGUGAGGUGUGGAUGCAUGUUUCGUGA
Molecule: messenger RNA, 1167 nt
Organism: Bipolaris victoriae FI3
Lineage: Eukaryota; Fungi; Ascomycota; Dothideomycetes; Pleosporales; Pleosporaceae
Exons: 1
Coding region: 1-1167 (388 amino acids)
Biological process (GO): proteolysis; collagen catabolic process; extracellular matrix organization
Cellular component (GO): extracellular matrix
Molecular function (GO): zinc ion binding; metalloendopeptidase activity
Source: RefSeq, a predicted model, not a curated record